AACUGACGAGUUCACCGUUGUUGAGAAUCGUGAUUUUGUUUCUAUCAAAAAUAAUAAAAAAAAAUAUUAAAAAUGGCACCAGAAAUUAAAUACACAAAGUUGUUCAUUGACAACGAAUGGAUGGACGCUAAAAGUGGCAAAACCUUCGAGACAUACAACCCUCAUGAUGGAUCCGUCAUCGCCAGAGUCGCUGAGGGGGAUAAGGAAGACAUUGACUUAGCAGUAGCGGCAGCGAAACGAGCAUUCCAUCGCAAUUCAGAAUGGCGUCAAAUGGAUGCCUCUAAGCGUGGAGAAAUACUUCGUAAAUUUUCUGAUCUCGUAGAGAGAGAUCAGACGUACCUCGCUGAACUUGAAUCCUACAACAAUGGCAUGGUACUUAAUAACGCCCAGGCGUUUAUGAAUUCAGCUAAGGGUACUAUCAGGUACUUCGCAGCCUGUGCUGAUAAAGUGACAGGAGAGACCAUACCUGCAGAUGGCGAAGUCUUCUCUUACACUCUGAGACAACCCGUGGGCGUGUGCGCAUUAAUUCUGCCAUGGAAUGGCCCAGUUUUCGUCUUCCUUAACAAAGUCUGCACAGCUCUUGCUGCAGGUUGUACUGUAGUGGUAAAACCAGCAGAACAGACUCCACUUACUGCACUCGUGCUAGCAGCACUUCUAGCCGAAGCUGGUCUACCUAAGGGAGUGGUGAACGUUGUCAAUGGUUUCGGACCUGGUGCUGGUACCAGUCUCACUCACCAUAAAGACGUCGCUAAGGUGUCCUUCACUGGCUCAGUUGAGGUCGGAAAACUGAUCCAGCAGGCGUCAGGAGCUAGUAACUUGAAGAGGGUAACUCUAGAACUCGGUGGAAAGAGCCCUCUCAUCAUUAUGGACGACGCUGAUUUGAAUGUUGCGGUGCCUUAUGCCGCUCAUGCAGUAUUCUCCCAUCAAGGACAAAUGUGCAUAGCUGCAUCCCGUUUAUUCGUGCAAUCUAGUAUCUACGACAAGUUUGUAGAAGCAGCUGUGAAGUACGCAAAAACCAUCAAAGUUGGAAACCCAACAGAUCCCACCACACAGAACGGCCCUCAGAUUGAUGAGACCAUGAUGAAAAAAGUUUUGGGAUACAUCGAGAAGGGAAAACAAGAAGGCGCGAAGUUGCUAUGUGGCGGCCACAGAAUCGGUACUUCUGGUUACUAUAUCCAGCCCGCCGUCUUCGCUGACGUCACUGAUAACAUGACCAUUGCAAAAGAGGAGAUCUUUGGCCCAGUACAAAGUAUUCUAAAGUUUGACACUAUAGACGAAGCUAUUGACCGGGCUAACGCUACAAACUUCGGUCUAGCUGCUGGUAUCUUCACAUCCAAUCUUAACAAUGCUCUGCAGUUCUCCAAACACGUUGAGGCCGGAAUAGUUUGGGUUAACACAUAUCUCCAUUUCACACCACAACAGCCGUUCGGAGGAUUCAAAGAGUCUGGUAUCGGUCGUGAAAAUGGAUUGGACUCAGUACUAGCUUACACGGAGGUGAAGACUGUUGCCGUAUCUUUACCUAAGAAAGUUUGAAACUAUGCUCUGUAAUUUUAUAUUAUAAUGUUCCUUAAAUAAGAGUUAUUUAUAGUAACCAAGUUUGUAUAAGUAUUCUAGAAUAAAAUGAAUAUAUUUUUAUUUUACUAUAACUUUGUUUUAACGAAUUUUCAAU
Messenger RNA from Spodoptera litura, 1669 nucleotides. RefSeq names its product aldehyde dehydrogenase 1A1-like. Gene Ontology annotation, molecular function: oxidoreductase activity, acting on the aldehyde or oxo group of donors, NAD or NADP as acceptor. Lineage: Eukaryota; Metazoa; Arthropoda; Insecta; Lepidoptera; Noctuidae. The record is from RefSeq and is a predicted model, not a curated record.